AUGAUUGUUCCAGUUAGAUGUUUUUCCUGUGGGAAAGUUGUCGGUGACAAAUGGGAAGCCUAUUUGAAUAUGUUGCAAGAAGAAGAACUAGAAGAAGGUACUGCUUUGACUAGAUUGGGGUUGAAGAGAUACUGUUGCAGAAGAAUGAUUCUAACACAUGUCGAUUUGAUUGAAAAGUUCUUGAGAUACAAUCCUUUGGAAAAAAGAGAUUAG
Molecule: messenger RNA, 213 nt
Organism: Kluyveromyces lactis
Lineage: Eukaryota; Fungi; Ascomycota; Saccharomycetes; Saccharomycetales; Saccharomycetaceae
Gene: RPB10
Product: DNA-directed RNA polymerase core subunit RPB10
Exons: 1
Coding region: 1-213 (70 amino acids)
Biological process (GO): tRNA transcription by RNA polymerase III; transcription by RNA polymerase I; transcription by RNA polymerase II
Cellular component (GO): RNA polymerase III complex; RNA polymerase I complex; RNA polymerase II, core complex
Molecular function (GO): DNA binding; DNA-directed RNA polymerase activity; zinc ion binding
Source: RefSeq, a predicted model, not a curated record